UCCUCUCUCAGGCGCAAACAGAAAUGGAGUGCGUGGUGCAAGCAGCGUUGAAGAGCAGUUUUAGAAAAGACAUGACAAUGAAAUUCAGCCCUCAAACGCUCUUAGAGGAGUUGUCGUUUAACGUGCAGAGUGUCGACGACUUCAUCGUAGACGACUUCUUCGACUUUUCACAUGAACAAGUACUCCAAGAAGAAGAACCCCAACAACAAAACCAUGAUUCUGCCUCUGUUUCACUUCAACAGGAGAACCAACACAAGACCCACCAAAUUUGCAACUCCUCAUUCAACAAUGGGUCUUUCCCAACAAGCGAACUCGGUGUUCCGGCUGAAGAUGCUGCGAACUUGGAAUGGUUGUCUCAUUUUGUUGAAGAUUCCUUCUCUGAAUACUCUAUUUCCUUCCCAACCAGAAACUUAACAGAAAAUCUUGCAGCCAAAGCGCCUGAACCGGGAAACUCUGUUUCGGUUCAACUCUGUUUCAAAAAUCCGGUUCCGGUCAAGGCUAGGAGCAAGAGAACCAGGACCGGGAUUCGAGUCUGGCCUUUCAAUUCCCCUUCUUUCACCGGUUCUUCUUCAUGUUCUUCUUCAACCUCGAGCUCCACCACUCCAUCUUCCUCUUCCUCCUCGUCACUCCCGGAGACCACCGUGACCACAAACCGGGUUUUCUCGGAGACGAAGUCGCCGGAGAAGAAGGCGAAGAGGAGGGCCGCGCUUGACGGCGGCGUGGAGAAGAUUCCGCGGCGGUGCAGCCAUUGCGGUGUCCAGAAGACCCCUCAGUGGCGAACCGGACCGCUCGGGGCGAAAACGCUGUGCAACGCUUGUGGGGUCCGGUUCAAGUCGGGUCGGUUAUUACCCGAAUACAGGCCCGCGUCUAGCCCCACUUUCUCGAGUGAAUUGCACUCCAACCAUCACCGUAAGGUGCUGGAGAUGCGGCAGAAGAAGGAGGAAAUGGUUGAACCGGAUACCGGUUUGGCACUUUCUCCCGUGAUUCCCGGUUUUUGAUUAUUUUUUUGGUUUUGGACCCGGUUCAGUGGGACCCCGAGUUAGUUUGUACAUCUUUUUUUCUUUUAACCUUUGUUGGGUGGAGUAGGUGUUACCCUUAGGCAUUGUAAUGUAACUGAUUAGGAGACUUUGAUAUUU
This is a messenger RNA of Gastrolobium bilobum, 1136 nucleotides long. Its product is annotated as GATA transcription factor 5-like. The coding region runs from base 24 to 998 and encodes 324 amino acids. The record is from RefSeq and is a predicted model, not a curated record. Gene Ontology annotation, cellular component: nucleus. The transcript has 3 exons. Gene Ontology annotation, biological process: positive regulation of DNA-templated transcription. Lineage: Eukaryota; Viridiplantae; Streptophyta; Magnoliopsida; Fabales; Fabaceae. Gene Ontology annotation, molecular function: zinc ion binding; sequence-specific DNA binding.